Messenger RNA from Hippocampus zosterae (dwarf seahorse), 1245 nucleotides. Its product is annotated as high mobility group protein B1-like. The coding region runs from base 187 to 798 and encodes 203 amino acids. Gene Ontology annotation, biological process: regulation of transcription by RNA polymerase II. NCBI's taxonomy places the organism in Eukaryota, Metazoa, Chordata, Actinopteri, Syngnathiformes, Syngnathidae. Gene Ontology annotation, cellular component: nucleus. Gene Ontology annotation, molecular function: DNA binding, bending. The transcript has 5 exons. The record is from RefSeq and is a predicted model, not a curated record.
GCUUGCCCAAUUAGACACUCGCGGGGGGCUCGGCGGCAGCCAAUGUCCGCCGGCUGCAAGGCUGCCGACAAUCAGGAUAAACACGCGAGCAUCAUCAUCAUCAUCGCCGCGCACUCGCAUCGUGAUUUUUGUCCCAUUGUCUGAGACGACACACGUACACGCGCGACUACUCGAGUCUAAGGGAAAAUGGGGAAGGAUCCAAAGAAGCCGCGGGGCAAAAUGUCCUCCUAUGCCUACUUUGUGCAAACGUGCCGAGAGGAGCACAAGAAGAAGCAUCCUGAAGCCAGUGUCAACUUCGCAGAGUUCUCCAAGAAAUGCUCAGAGCGAUGGAAGACAAUGUCCCCGAAGGAGAAAGGCAAAUUUGAAGACAUGGCCAAGCAGGACAAGGUGCGCUAUGAGGCCGAGAUGAAGAACUACAUCCCCCCCAAGGGACAAAAGAUGAAGCGCUUCAAGGACCCAAAUGCUCCCAAGAGACCCCCGUCGGCCUUCUUCCUAUUCUGCGCCGACUUCCGCCCGAAGGUGAAAGGCGAGCACCCGGGGCUGUCCAUCGGCGACACGGCCAAGAAGCUGGGGGAGAUGUGGAACGGCUCGUCCAUGGAGGACAAGCAGCCCUACGAGAAGAAGGCGGCCAAGCUGAAGGAGAAGUACGACAAGGAUAUCGUGGCCUAUCGCACCAAGGGCAAAGUGGAUUCCAGCUCAGCGGCUGCAGCGGCGGCGGCGGUGGCGGACGAUGACGAGGAGGAGGAUGAGGAAGAGGAGGGAGACGACGACGAAGACGAGGAGGAUGAUGAUGAGUAGGAGAGGGAGACGGGAGGGGAGGAAGAAAGUGGGGGAGGGACCUGAAUUUUGUCCAUGCCAGAUAACCAACCACAAUGUACUCAAGCCACCAUGUUGACGUCCAAAUGGAACAUGUGUAUAUUUAAUGUUUUUAAGAUGUACUGUACAGUGUUGAGGAAAAAAACAAACGCCACAUAUCUUCCCUUUUGGGGACUUUUCUUGUGCUUGUUUUUUCUUCCCCCGCCAGCAGGACAGUAUUAAGUCCGCUGCAGGUGUUCCCUCUCGCUCGGAAAUGAGAUUUCCCAGUUUUGAUUGUAAGGUCUUGUUUUUAUUUUGAAAAGUCUUCUUUUCCACGUGCCAUCCUCCCUGUCAUUUUUUAUUUUGUUGGAAUCCCACCAAAAUAUCAACAAAGUGCAGCUGUCGACAUUCAAGAAUGUCCUGUCGUAAAAUAAAUGUUUUUCUGUUGUU